Apis florea (little honeybee) is the source of this 639-nucleotide messenger RNA. RefSeq names its product transmembrane protein 170A. The record is from RefSeq and is a predicted model, not a curated record. Lineage: Eukaryota; Metazoa; Arthropoda; Insecta; Hymenoptera; Apidae.
AUAUAAAAUGACGAUAUGUUGUUUUGAUUGUUACUUAUGUAUAAAAUGUUAUUUUACAUAAAAAUACUCAAUUAUAAUCACAUUAUUGAAGUUAUAACUUUUCUUAAUGUUGAUAUAGAGAACAUAUUUUAAAAUAUUUUUGAAAUAAUUAUGAUGGAAGCACAAACAGAUAUUUCUGUUUUGCGACCACCAGUUAAUUUAAGAAAUAUAAAUACUGGCAAUGUUUUUUACACACCUUUAACUUCAUUUGCUGAAAUGUGGUAUCAAAUAUUUUUAUGGGCCCUAUUUUCUUCUAUUUUUGUUCAUACUAUAGCUGGUGCAAUUUGUUUUGCUACAUUAAGACAACAUAAAUAUGGAAAAUUCUUCCCAUUGUUGAUUAUAAUAAUGGGUGUAAUAUUACCACUAACAUCAGGAGUUCUUAGCUCUGCUGCUGUUGCUUUUGUAUACAGAGCAUCUCGAUAUCCACUGCCACCAUUAUAUGCAUUAUUUUGGGGUAUUGGUCAAACUGUUGUAGCAGGAUGUGUUGGGUUUACAAGAAUAUUAGCAACUUUAUAAUAUAAAUUAAAAUGCACAAAAUAUUGUUAUUCAGAAAUGUUAUAUGUAAUAUAUUAUGAGAAUUUUCAAAAUUUGAAGAACAAA